Molecule: messenger RNA, 525 nt
Organism: Suillus fuscotomentosus
Lineage: Eukaryota; Fungi; Basidiomycota; Agaricomycetes; Boletales; Suillaceae
Exons: 2
Coding region: 1-525 (174 amino acids)
Source: RefSeq, a predicted model, not a curated record
AUGACAGGGAGCAACUCAGAGUCAGAUGAAGAGCCUCAGAAGCAGGUGCCAUUAAAGAAAGAAGAGGUGACUAUUCUGGAAUCUUAUUUGGAGCAAUGGGACUCCGGUUCAGGUCAAGAGAGAAAUGUGAUCUGGAAGGAUGCCACAACUGAAGCUCAGCUGAAGAAUCAUGGAGAAAAGAAGAAGGAUGCUAAAGCUCCUAUCAAUCUUGGGAGGAAGUGGAUGUACCGUACAGUGGUGGGAGCUCUCUGGAAGAAGGAGCUUCUGAAGAAGAUUCAAGAUGACACCAGAGUAAAUCCCAGAAAACUGGAGAUGAUGCACCACUACUCGAGGUAUCUUACUGACAUGGUGAAUUCUCUUACUGAGGAGAUAGAAGAUGCUACGGAUAUGGCCGGACAGUGGAAUAUGCAAGGAGUCCCUCCGGAUAUUCAGGCAGACACUGCAAGGCGGAAGAGCAAGGACUUGCUCGUUCAAGAAAGCCAGGAUGUGCCUGUUCAUCCUCUCGGCUUGGAAGAGCGAGGAUGA